CGUCGCCCCCCCCCCCCUCCGCGCAUGCGCACUGCGUCCCCCCCCUCCUCUCUCUCCCUCUCUCUCUACCGCCUCCAUCUUAGGCGCCUCGCAGCUUCAACAUGCAGCUGUUUGUACGAGGUCAGAAUGUCCACGCGUUGGACAUUUCUGCGCACGAAACCGUCCAUGAGCUGAAGGAGCGCAUUGCUCCUUUGGAGGGGAUCCCUGCCGAGGAGCAGGUCCUCACGGUGGCUGGGGCCCCCCUGGAAGAUGACGCCGUGCUGGAACUGUGCGGCCUGGCCGAGUACGCCACCCUGGAGCUGACGGCUCGCCUCCUGGGAGGUAAAGUGCACGGCUCGCUGGCGCGUGCCGGAAAGGUGAAGGGUCAGACUCCCAAAGUCGCCAAACAGGAGAAAAAGAAGAAGAAAACGGGACGCGCCAAGCGACGAAUCCAGUACAACCGGCGCUUCGUCAACGUGGUGCCCAGCUUCGGCAAGAAGAAGGGCCCCAACUCCAACUCUACAUAAAUGCUUCUAAAAUCUGUUGCAUUGUUUGCUUAAUCACAAUUCUAGAAAUACACCCUGCAAACAAAA
This is a messenger RNA of Lethenteron reissneri (Far Eastern brook lamprey), 572 nucleotides long. RefSeq names its product FAU ubiquitin like and ribosomal protein S30 fusion (gene FAU). Gene Ontology annotation, molecular function: protein binding; structural constituent of ribosome. Gene Ontology annotation, cellular component: ribosome; cytosolic small ribosomal subunit. Gene Ontology annotation, biological process: translation. Lineage: Eukaryota; Metazoa; Chordata; Hyperoartia; Petromyzontiformes; Petromyzontidae. The record is from RefSeq and is a predicted model, not a curated record.